Helianthus annuus (common sunflower) is the source of this 576-nucleotide messenger RNA. RefSeq lists its product as uncharacterized. The coding region runs from base 1 to 576 and encodes 191 amino acids. The record is from RefSeq and is a predicted model, not a curated record. The transcript has a single exon. Lineage: Eukaryota; Viridiplantae; Streptophyta; Magnoliopsida; Asterales; Asteraceae.
AUGGUUUACGCUGAUAAAGGAAAGGGAGCAAAACGGAGUUUCUCCACGCUCGAGCCCUGGAUGCUGGCAACUAUAACAGUCGAACCAUGGGUUGAGAAUUUACACCUCACCACUGACCCCCUCAUCAUAUCCGCCGUUGUGGGCGAUUACAACAUGAGAAGAAUCCUAGUAGACACCGAGAGCUCUGAAGACAUAAUCUAUGAGCACUAUUUUAACAGAAUGCAACCAGAGGAUAAAAAGUUGCUUGAGUCGGUACACGCCCCCAUAAAGGGGUUCACUAUAGAAAAGGUUGAUCCAAUCGGCCAAAUCACAUUCCCGGUUACAUUUGGACUUGCCCCUCGCGAAAGGACCAUACUCCUUACAUUUCUUGUGGUACGGGCUGAAUCCUACCAGAAUAUAAUAAUUGGAAGGUUUACUUUGGGGAAACUAGUCGUUGUUGUCUCCACGGCACGCGGGUUCAUGAAGUUACCCACGCCUCGGGGGAUUGCGACAGUUUUCCGGGACAAGAUAGGUGAAGUUUUGUACAACAAAAGUUGCCAUCAGGGACCUACCGGUGCAAUCGGCCCAGAAAGAUAG